AUGGAGAGGAAGCCGGCAAAGAUCUGUCGGGCCUGCGAGCCAUGUCGCCGCCGAAAGGUCCGCUGCAACGGCGGCACCCCCUGCCAGCAUCCAGGUUGCCAGAGCAAUCCUGUUGAGUGCCGCUAUCGAAUCAAGGCACGCAACAGAAUCUCGCUAAAACGCAGCGCAGAGCCCAGCAAAGAAGCGUCCGGACUUCCAGCUGUCCCGCCUAGUUCCUCUCUGGCCACGGCUAUUGAAGAUGCGCCAAAUUUGCUGCCUGUCGACGACGGCCAACUGCAGACACGGAAUGGACUUUGCACUUUGCCAUCGGCUCCUUCUGAUGUUGCCGUGCCGUGUCCGAUGAGCCCAGAGCAGAGCGUCUAUGACAGUAUCACUGCAACGCACCACGCGCCCACUGCUACCGACAGCUCGCAGCUCUUUUACGGGCCUUCCUCCAACUUCGCCUUCCUUCACCAGGUGCAUCGUGGCACGCUCCAAAAUGUGCCGGUGACGGACCUCUUUCGGCGCCGGGACGUGCAGGAGGGUGGGCCCGGGUUGGACAUGUUCAUGCAGCGGACCCUGUUCUUCGGAACGCCAUCUCGCGUUAGUGCCGAUGUCAUAUGGCCAGCCUCAUGUCUGCAGCAAAUUCCACGGGACGUUGCAAAGGUGUACCUGGGCCAUUUCAAGACCGUCUAUCUUGCCCGCUUUCCCUUCUUCACGCCUUCGGAGCUUGACUUGCUCUUCGAUGACUUUUACACCGUCGAACACGACUCAGAAAAGAGCAUGCUACUGCCACAGACAAAAGCCGGUAUUUUGGCUGCGCUGGCAUUAGGCGCCCUCUGCACUCCUCAGACCAACACGGCUGAGACCCUCCUCAUGCAGUCCAAGUCACAGGUCAUGAUGUAUGACGACGCAGUGACCCUGCAGAUGCUGCAACUGUCACUGCUGUCAUCCGAGUAUCAGCUGCAAAUGGGUCGUUUAAAUUCAGCUUACCUACAUCUCGGUGCGGCGUGCCGAAAAGCGUUUGCCCUAGGCUUGCACAAGGAGACGAAUGCUACGAGCGACAGCCAAGAUGCCCUGCGGCGCCAGCGAGCCACUAUCUGGACCCUGUACUGUCAUGAGACCCUCUCCCAGCUUUCAGUGAUUGCCGAGAACGCAGCUGAGACAAUUUACGGUUGCCGAUCAGUGUCACUGCUGCAAUUGUACGAGAAAUCUGAGAAGGUACAUGUGCAGCUACGUCAGUUCGCGGAGCAGUUUGGUAUCGCUUCGGCCACUACGGGCCACAACAAAAGUAUAUUUGACGAUGCUUCAUCUAUACUUUUGCACAACUUGACGCUCGCGUUUCGGCCGUUUCUUGUCGCGGAUUCGGCACUGCGCUCAUCCGAGAUGGUCCCGCAUGACGACGAGAUGUGGCUGCGUCAUGCCUGCAGAUCCGCUGUCAGUGCUGCUCAAGACUCGAUUGCUUUUACCAGCAGCAUGUUCAGGAAGCCCAAUGCAGUUGCACCAGUACGCUCAACGUUACAAAACUUACAGCACAAUCUCUGA
Molecule: messenger RNA, 1524 nt
Organism: Grosmannia clavigera kw1407
Lineage: Eukaryota; Fungi; Ascomycota; Sordariomycetes; Ophiostomatales; Ophiostomataceae
Product: c6 zinc finger domain containing protein
Exons: 3
Coding region: 1-1524 (507 amino acids)
Biological process (GO): regulation of DNA-templated transcription; DNA-templated transcription
Molecular function (GO): DNA binding; DNA-binding transcription factor activity, RNA polymerase II-specific; zinc ion binding
Source: RefSeq, a predicted model, not a curated record